Phoenix dactylifera (date palm) is the source of this 864-nucleotide messenger RNA. The record is from RefSeq and is a predicted model, not a curated record. Lineage: Eukaryota; Viridiplantae; Streptophyta; Magnoliopsida; Arecales; Arecaceae.
AUGCCUCCACGUCGGACGAGAAAGACUACUCGCAGAGCUACUAAUAAGGCACCCAACCCGCAAAAUGACAGUACACCCCAACAAGCUGGUAACACCCCUCAGCAGGAGGAAGUCGUCAAUCUUGCUAGUGAUACUCAGACAGGACAACAAGAGCCAGGCCUAGGCCAAGUUAUGCAGACCAUAGUGGGCCUUAUGCAGAUGCAACAGCAAGUGCAACAGCAGUUGCUCCAACAACAAGCACAGUUGCCCCAGACACAGCCACAGCAAGGACGAGGGGAACAGUGUGAACAACGCAGCAGUAUAGCUGAAUUUAAGAAGCUGGCUCCUCCAGCUUUCAAGGGGACUACAGAACCGUUGGAAGCAGAUAAUUGGCUUAUAGAGAUGAAAAAAGCAUUUGCUGUCUUGAGAUGCCAGAAUGAUGAAAAGAUUUUGUUUGCAUCAUACAUGAUGCAAGGUGAGGCAUUCAACUGGUGGCGGAUGUUGGAACAUAAAUACGAGCAGGAUAGGGAGCCACUCACUUGGGAAAGAUUUCGAGGAGCAUUUUAUGAUAAGUAUUUUCCUCGGAGUGUAAGAACGCAGAAAGAGCAGGAGUUUAUUCACCUAAAGCAAAGAAAUAUGACUGUUGCAGAAUAUGAAGCUAAAUUUACCGAGCUAGCGAAAUUUGUUCCAAAGGAAGUUAUUGAUGAACGGUUGGAAAGGGAAAGAAACCAAAAGAAGAGAAACAGGUCAAAUGAAUUUCAGGGGCAGAGCAAUGAAAACGUCGAAAGUUCAAACAAGAAAUCCACGAGUGACAACCUUAAGCAGAUGAAUAUCAAUAAAUGUUCCAGAUGUGGUAAGGCUCAUGCUGACAAGGAUUGCCAUUAG